Acaulospora morrowiae is the source of this 279-nucleotide messenger RNA. The record is from the annotation of a GenBank genome assembly. NCBI's taxonomy places the organism in Eukaryota, Fungi, Glomeromycota, Glomeromycetes, Diversisporales, Acaulosporaceae.
AUGGACAAUUCGGGAAAAUGCGACCCUUGUCUCGUGAAUGUGGCAAUAGAAGUACAUACUGCCGGGGGUUCAACGAUUGACAUGGAUUAUGCACAGGUUUUAAUGCGUGCUGAAAGCGAUAGAGCAAGUGCCGGACGCACAAAAGACAUGGAUAUUACAUUGUGUGCGUGUGUUGGCCGUAAAAAGCAAAUGUUUACCAACAAAAUGAAUGUCACGUUCCCUCGACAUCCAUCGGUUAUAAAAGUUUGGAUCUAUGUUGAGCAUAACAUCGGUGACUGA